AUGAGGGAGUGCAUCUCCGUCCACAUCGGGCAGGCCGGCAUCCAAGUCGGCAACGCGUGCUGGGAACUUUACUGCCUCGAGCACGGCAUCCAGCCUGAUGGCCAAGUGCCUGGAGACAAGACCGCGGGACACCACGAUGACGCCUUCAGCACCUUCUUCAGCCAGACUGGUGCAGGGAAGCACGUGCCCCGUGCAAUCUUCAUUGAUCUUGAGCCCACUGUGAUCGACGAGGUGCGCACUGGCACUUACCGCCAGCUCUUCCACCCUGAGCAGCUCAUCAGCGGCAAGGAGGAUGCUGCUAACAACUUUGCCCGUGGCCACUACACAAUUGGCAAGGAGAUUGUUGAUCUGUGCCUUGACCGCAUCCGCAAGCUCGCUGACAACUGCACCGGGCUUCAGGGCUUCCUGGUCUUCAAUGCUGUUGGUGGUGGAACCGGCUCUGGCUUUGGUUCACUCCUCCUUGAGCGCCUGUCUGUGGAGUACGGUAAGAAAUCCAAGCUGGGCUUCACUGUGUACCCAUCUCCCCAGGUGUCAACCUCUGUUGUGGAGCCCUACAACAGCGUGCUCUCCACCCACUCCUUGCUGGAGCACACAGAUGUCUCCAUCCUGCUCGACAAUGAGGCCAUCUAUGACAUCUGCAGGCGCUCGCUCGACAUUGAGAGGCCCAACUACUCCAACCUGAAUCGCCUUGUGUCUCAGGUGAUCUCAUCACUUACUACUUCCCUGAGGUUCGAUGGUGCCCUCAAUGUGGAUGUGAAUGAGUUCCAGACCAACCUGGUUCCUUACCCGAGGAUCCACUUCAUGCUCUCCUCAUACGCGCCAGUGAUCUCUUCGGCGAAGGCCUUCCACGAGCAGCUGUCGGUGGCAGAGAUCACCAGCAGCGCGUUCGAGCCGGCUUCCAUGAUGGUCAAGUGCGACCCACGGCACGGCAAGUACAUGGCGUGCUGCCUGAUGUACCGUGGCGACGUGGUGCCCAAGGACGUGAACGCCGCGGUGUCCCUCAUCAAGACGAAGCGCACCAUCCAGUUCGUGGACUGGUGCCCGACUGGGUUCAAGUGUGGCAUCAACUACCAGGCACCGACGGUGGUGCCGGGGGCCGACCUCGCCAAGGUGCAGCGCGCCGUGUGCAUGAUCUCCAACUCCACCAGCGUCGUCGAGGUGUUCUCCCGCAUCAACAGCAAGUUCGACCUCAUGUACGCCAAGCGCGCGUUCGUGCACUGGUACGUCGGCGAGGGCAUGGAGGAGGGGGAGUUCUCCGAGGCACGCGAGGACCUGGCCGCCCUGGAGAAGGACUACGAGGAGGUUGCUGCUGAGGGCGGCAGUGAUGACGGUGAGGAGGACGAGGAGUACUGA
Miscanthus lutarioriparius is the source of this 1353-nucleotide messenger RNA. Lineage: Eukaryota; Viridiplantae; Streptophyta; Magnoliopsida; Poales; Poaceae. The record is from the annotation of a GenBank genome assembly.